Messenger RNA from Spirodela intermedia, 2960 nucleotides. Lineage: Eukaryota; Viridiplantae; Streptophyta; Magnoliopsida; Alismatales; Araceae. The record is from the annotation of a GenBank genome assembly.
AUGGGGCUGAUUCUGGAUGGCCUCGUAGAGAUCCUGCAGAAGCCGACGGCCGUGAGCACGGUGUCGGGGCUGAUGUUCCUCUUCACCCCCCUCACGCUGGCGGUCUUCGUGGGUCUGUUGAUAGGCUGGGCGUGGCGGCCAAGGUGGGCCGCCUCCUUGGCCAGCGGCAAUGAGGAGAAUUCCCGGGGCGUCGGUCCUCAGUUGCCAUCUUCUUCCCCGGAAGCGACGGACAUUUCAGUGCUGGGGUUGGGGCUCCCGAGCUUCAACGCGUUGAAGGUUCAGCUUCCGAGCUGCAUCACUACUUUGAUUUACGAUCAGAGCACUUACAAAGCAAUGGACGAACAUCCCGCAAGGUAUACUCAUACCUUGCGGUCUUUCUCUCGUUUUCUCUCCCGCAAGGUAUGCUAAUUCAUGUGGUAUGUGAAUUGCGCUUGACUCCAGCCCCCCUGAGAAGGGAGCCGAGGGAUUAUCUGUGACAACGGGGGAUUUGGACUACCUCUCCCAGCUUGUCGAGGUUACUGAUGGGGGGCCGGGAUGGCGGCAGAUGAUGGACAGAUCUCUGCCGAACAUGUACUACCAAGCUUGGCAGAGGGACCCCGAGGUGUGUGCGACCCUUCUCAUCCAAUCAUUCCUCAAGGAAAUCUCUCGAGUGGAACUGCCAAAUGACCUAUGUUUCUUUAAUAAGCCCGAUUUUUUUCUAGCAUAGUACUCACCAUUGACGACUUUCAGACUCCAGUCCAUUUGAUUGGGAUCUUUUCUUCGUUGGGCGUCAUGGUUUGAACAAACCACUCACUGAUGGUUUAUUUUCUCGUUUGCAGACUGGUCCCCCGCAGUAUCGUAGCAGGACAAUCUAUGAGGACGCAACACCGGAGGCACUGAGGGAUUUUUUCUGGGAUGAUGAGUUCCGUAUGGAGGCCAAGUGGGAUGACAUGCUCAUCUACCACAAGACACUGGAAGAAUGCCAGAAGACAGGAACGAUGGUCGUCCAUUGGGUUAGGAAGGUGGGUUUUCUCGAGACCUGCUGGUUUUUUCUGUUUAGUGAUACGACGUUCUGGCCUGGUUGUGCUUACAUCCUCUACUCUUGUGGCCAGUUUCCGUUCUUCUGUAGCAAUCGUGAGUAUAUAAUUGGCCGCCGGAUCUGGGAGUCCGAUGGAGCGUAUUACUGUGUGACCAAGGUAUGGACAGAUGCUCACAAUUUUAGAAUUGGCCAGGUUCUCUUUCAUGCAUGCUUUAUUUGCACCAAAGAAGGAUUUUUUUUCAAGAGGACAUUCCUUUCUUGCCUUCUAAAAUACUUUCACCAGAAGAUAUUGCAAUCAGAGAUGAGAUUUAUUUUUUUUGUAUAUUAUUGUCUCCCUAUUGUAUCUCUCAACAAGGGAAGAAACCCUUCGCUCUUUAUGCUGUAAUUCAGGAAAAUAUUCCCUUUUCGAGAUCAAAAGCCUAAAUCAUAUAAAUCAUAAUCAGCAAAAGUUAUUAUGAGUGACAAUGCCUGUUAAAGAGAAAGUUUUGAGAGUUCUCUUUAGAGAAAAAUGAAAGUGAGUCAAACCCAAGGUUGAGGGAAAAACUUCUCAUGAUCUUAUGAGCCCAUAAGAAAUAGAAGAGGAAGGCUAUCAGGAUAUCAUUAUCUUCGGCAUGAUAUCCAAAUUUUCCCAGUCAAGAUUUUCUUGGGCCAGAUCAGAGGUGGGUGAUGAUCUUUUCCAUUUUCUUGGUUUUGAGCCUUGAACUAACCACACAGCCUUGUGAAAGCCGUCCGAUGUGAAUGAGAAUAACGUUGUUGUUGAUUUCGCCGGAGUCCAGAUAUGAUUCGGGGAAAAAAAAUUAUAUCGUUGAAAAAAAACCCAUUUCUUCUUUUGCUUAGGGGAUAAUCAUGGGCCAUGCGUUGCCUGAGGGAUGCUUGAGAUUUAGCAAUAAUCAUAGGGUAGAUGUCUUUUCCGGGGGAUUUGAUGGGUCGCAGAAUUUGGAAGGGAGACCUAAUGAAUUGGCUAGCUUUUUGGGCGGCUAACAUCAAAUCCUUAAUGUGAUCUUUCUCUCUUUUGCUAAUGAUUGCAUGAUCUUGUCCACAAUUGAAAGAAAUACUCAGUCAGCCAUCAUACGACAACCCUUCCCCAUAAAAUCGCAUGAUCCGGUGAUGAACAUUUAAUCUCCUGAAGUAAUAUCUUUGUCAAAUAUCUGUCAACGGCCUGUUCUUAAGAUUUCCCUCCUGCAUUGAUCACCGAUCCCUUCUUAUUUCCUUCCCUGAUGGAGCCUGCAAUCUCUUUGCCCGUUGCUGUCUCAGGGUGUACCUUACCCAUCAAUACCCAGAAGAAACAAACCCAGGCGCGUGGAUCUGUAUUACUCAAGCUGGUGCAUUCGCGCAGGUAAACUACAAUCUUCGACUCUCGUCCGUCAUUUUUUCUUCUCCAUUUUCUUCUUCUCUGGAACCCCACAUCGGAACCCCCGGCCGGUGUCGGCCGAUUCUCCCUGUAUACCGAAAACUCUUGUUAUUAGUUGAUUGAGGUGACCCGGAAGUCUCAUGCUGGUGGUGCAUGGCUCAUCCUAAUGCAGCGGAGUCGAGAAGGGACGGGCAGCGGACGGCGUGCGAGGUGCUGCUGUUCCACUACGAGGACAUGGGGAUCCCCUGGGAGAUCGCCAAACUGGGCGUGCGGCAGGGGAUGUGGGGCUGCGUCAAGAAGAUCGAGCCUGGCCUGCGGGCGUACCAGGCGGCGGGGCGGGCCGGCAGGUCGCCAUCGCCCUCUUCGGCCAUGGCCAAGAUAAACACGAGGGUCAGUGCCAAUUACUUGAGAUCGUUGGAGGCGGGGGAUGGCUCCGCAGAGAUGGAGGAGCCCACCAAGAAGGGGAGGAGCAUUCCCAAGUUCCUCGUUGUCGGAGGGGCCGUGGUCCUCGCCUGCACCCUCGACCGGGGCCUCCUCACCAAGGCGCUUAUCUUCGGAGUCGCCCGCCGGGUCGCCAAGAUUGCUAGAUGA